Messenger RNA from Exserohilum turcica Et28A, 462 nucleotides. RefSeq lists its product as uncharacterized. The record is from RefSeq and is a predicted model, not a curated record. Bases 1 to 462 code for a protein of 153 amino acids. The transcript is spliced from 2 exons. Lineage: Eukaryota; Fungi; Ascomycota; Dothideomycetes; Pleosporales; Pleosporaceae.
AUGCUUCCAAUCAUUGUUGUAUACAGGGCAUAUGGCAUCAAGGACAUCUUGCUCAUGUUGCAGCACCCCAUGCCUCAGAGCAAGCUGUGGUUCAAAGAGGCUGCAACGUUGCACGCAUUCCAAGUCAAAGCUCGAAGACCAGCACCUAGUCCUAGGAAGAUUCCACCCAAAAUAGCCAACAUCCAGAAAAGCAAAUGGUGGACCAAUGUCUCUAAGAAAACCAAGGCGGGGAAACAAGACGCACGGUUGCUCAAAGCCCCUGCAGAGUCUGCAGAAGUAGAGAAGUCGGGGGCCAGCGACUCCAUUCAGCCCAAGGCAAAUGAGAAGGAGAACGCGACGCAGAAGACAUUGUCCUCGGAGGCGGACGACGACUUGCGCAAACAUGCUCUGCGCAAGCUCUGGAGGCUCAUUCUUACCCACAUUUUCUUUCCGCAAUAUCUGCAUCAAUAUCCAUCACACUAA